Molecule: messenger RNA, 1347 nt
Organism: Aureobasidium melanogenum CBS 110374
Lineage: Eukaryota; Fungi; Ascomycota; Dothideomycetes; Dothideales; Saccotheciaceae
Product: thiamine diphosphate-binding protein
Exons: 3
Coding region: 1-1347 (448 amino acids)
Biological process (GO): branched-chain amino acid catabolic process
Molecular function (GO): oxidoreductase activity, acting on the aldehyde or oxo group of donors, disulfide as acceptor
Source: RefSeq, a predicted model, not a curated record
AUGCGUGUCCUCAGAUCUACGUUUCCUGCGGUUAUCCGCCAAUCAAGAUGCUAUCUCCAAACUGUGACCAAAAGAUGGAACUCUUCAGUAUCACAACGGCCGGGUUCAGAUCGGUUGCGAUUUCCUGGUGCCAUAGACAGCAAGUUUACAACAAAACUUGACUUUACACGACCUUCGGACAAGAAAGCCAUGCCGACUUAUCGUAUCCUGGAUCAAGAUGGUGUUAUUGUCGAUAAGUCACGGGAACCGACUGAUAUCUCAGAUGAACAUUUGAUCAAGAUGUACAAAGACAUGCUGAGCGUGAGCAUCAUGGACGUAAUCAUGUUCGAUGCCCAAAGACAAGGCCGCAUCAGUUUCUACAUGGUCUCAGCAGGCGAAGAAGGCAUAGCAGUCGGCUCAACCUCCGCCUUAGAUCCCAGUGAUCCAAUCUUUGCUCAAUAUCGCGAGACUGGCAUCUUCAAAUACCGAGGCUUCACACCUGCAGACUUUAUGAACCAACUUUAUGCCAACAAGCACGAUCCAGGUCUAGGUCGCAACAUGCCUGUGCACUACGGAAGCAUGAAGUACCAUAUUCAUACCAUCAGUUCACCUCUAGCUACUCAGAUCCCCCAAGCUUCUGGUGCAGCAUAUGCUGUCAAGAUGCAGAACGCCAUGAACCCUAAAGAUACACAACGCUGUGUAGCAUGCUACUUUGGCGAAGGCGCAGCCAGUGAAGGUGACUUUCACGCAGCACUAAACAUCGCUGCUACCAGAAAAUGCCCCGUCAUAUUUAUUUGCAGAAACAACGGUUAUGCCAUUUCCACGCCAACGCUUGAGCAGUACCGUGGUGAUGGCAUCGCAUCUAGAGGUGUAGGCUACGGCAUCGAUACUAUUCGAGUCGAUGGCAACGACAUCCUCGCCGUCAGGGAAGUCACCAAAGAGGCUCGCAAGAUGUGUCUCGAAGACGGCGGCAAACCUAUUUUGAUCGAAGCAAUGAGCUACCGUGUUUCACAUCACAGUACAUCCGAUGACAGUUUCGCUUACCGCGCCAAAGUCGAAGUAGAAGACUGGAAGCGCAGAGACAAUCCCAUCACUCGCCUGCGAAAGUGGAUGGAAGGGAAAGGCAUUUGGGAUGAUGAGAAGGAGAAAGAGGCUCGAGCUGUACUCAAGAAGGAGAUCUUGGACGCAUUCAAGCAAGCUGAGAAGGAGAAGAGACCGGCAUUGAGAAAUAUGAUGGAAGGUGUAUAUGAAGAGUUGACCGAGGAACAAAGAGAGCAGAUGGAGAAACUGAGGACUAUCAUCGAAAAGUAUCCUGACGAGUACGACGUCAGUGAGUAUGAAGGUGGGCUUGAUAGUCUGAAGAAUUAG